Tetrahymena thermophila SB210 is the source of this 519-nucleotide messenger RNA. RefSeq lists its product as hypothetical. The transcript has a single exon. NCBI's taxonomy places the organism in Eukaryota, Ciliophora, Oligohymenophorea, Hymenostomatida, Tetrahymenidae. The record is from RefSeq and is a predicted model, not a curated record.
AUGAAUGUAUCGAUCAAUCAAUCAAUCAAAUUAAUAAAUCAAUAUAGAUAGAGUUUGAAAGUAAGUCUUAAAAAGAAAGCAAAUCAAAAAAUAAACAAAGAAAGAAAGAAAAAAUUAAAGUAAAGGAAGAAAAGUAAAGAAAAAAAUAUAUAUAUAUAAUUAAAUAUAAAGAUAAUAAGAACAACAAGCUAUUUACAAGCAAAGAAUAGUGUGAAGUUAAGGUCAAUAAAAAAUUUAAUAAAAUCAUCAAUAUUAACACUUACAUACAAAAUCAUAAAUAAAAUAAGACCUUAAUAAAGAUAAAAGUUGUUUUAAAAAGCGUACUAAAGAAUAUCAAAUCUAGGAAGUAGAAAGAGAUUUAAGCGCUAAGCCAUAAACUAAAUUAAACUCUAUUAUUAGCAAAAAAUCACUGCAUCUAAAUUUUAAUAUUUUAGCAUUAAAUCUAAUAAUUAUCAAAAAUAGAUUGAUUUAUUGAUUGAUAGAUAGAUAGAUAAUAGGUUGAUUUUUAUAUUGGUUUGA